Molecule: messenger RNA, 2622 nt
Organism: Microbotryum saponariae
Lineage: Eukaryota; Fungi; Basidiomycota; Microbotryomycetes; Microbotryales; Microbotryaceae
Source: the annotation of a GenBank genome assembly
AUGGAAGCAUUGCGAGGCCUGAAAGCGUUUGGCAACGUAUGCCCCUUCCUGCACAAGACGGGCCUGCAACAAUUGCGCACGCUCUCGACCACGGCUUUACCCGGUCACCCUCAGACGAACCGACUCGCCGCACUCGCCACCACCAACUGCCCGCUCAUGGCCGCUGCCUAUGCCCAGAAGGGGUCGAAGGGGUCGGCUCCCGUCGGCUGUCCAGUGGCUGCAGCACCUUUCUCGACUUCGAGUCAGGCUGGAGAGCCUUCGUCGUCCGGUCGUCAAGCGCGCGGGUACGCCUCGAUCGCCGAGCAACAGACUGAAUCCGAGGCCCUCCGCCGUCAAGCCGCGGCCGAGGCCCAACAAGCCAAGAGCGGUAACACCGUCACCAUCCCCAAACUCCCGGGCCAACAAGACGUCCUUGAAGGUCUCGAGGAGGAGCACUCGCCGGAGCGCGUCUUCCACGGAGGCCGCCCGACGAACGCGCUUGGGUUCGCCAAGCAUGUCAUCACCUCGGCUAGACCAGGCUUCGAGUACGAUUCGUUCUAUCAUCAAGAGCUGGACAAGAAACACAAAGACAAGUCUUAUAGGGUUAGUUCUCGUGCUCCGGCUUAUUGGCUUGACGCUCGUUUCAUCGAGUGGUCGACCGUGCGCUGGCCUCGGCCGAUCGCGCUCGCUUUCCCCGCAAACCCUGACUCACCUCGAGUCCGCCCUUGCCCAACUUGCUCCUCCCGCCGCCAUGUAUCCGCCUCCAACAGUACUUCAAUAAUAUCAACCGUUUGAGAGCCAAGUUUCCCGUCGCUCACACCGCCAAGGUCGAGGACGAGGUCACCGUGCACUGCUCCAACGAUUAGUGAGUCAAAACUUUCGACUUCGGAAUUUUUGGGCAGUUUCCACCAAGUCUUCUCAGAGAUGUUGACCACUGUUUCCACUUCUCUUUCAGCCUCGGCAUGGGUAGGCACCCCGUAGUGCUGCAAGCGAUGCAGUGAGUCAUUUCUCUUUCCCUCGGCAUCCGAGGGCGUCUACAAAGAAAAUCCCCGCGGCAACUGACUCAGCCUCGCUCCUUUUUAGUGAAUGUCUCGACAAGUACGGCGCUGGCGCUGGUGGAACGCGCAACAUCGCCGGUAACGGUCAAUUGCACUUGGCCCUCGAGAAGGAGCUCGCCGAUCUUCAUGGCAAGCCCGCCGCGCUCGUCUUUUCGUCGUGCUACGUCGCCAAUGUCGAGACUUGUGAGUCCGGAGUAGUCGACACAAGUAGGCUCACUAUGUGGAACUGAUUUAUGAAUGAUACGGAGCUUGCAGUGAGCACCCUCGGCUCCAAGUUGCCUGGCUGCGUCAUCCUCUCGGACGAAAGCAACCACGCGUCCAUGAUCCAGGGCAUUCGCCACUCGCGCGCCAACAAGGUCAUCUUCAAGCACAACGAUGUCGCUGACCUCGAGGCCAAGCUCAAGGCUUUGCCCAUUGAUACGUGAGUGGACAUGGGGACACAUGGUGAAAGCUCGACACCGCUGUCAGAGGCUAAACUUCCAUCGUCCAUCGCUCCCCAGGCCCAAGAUCAUCGCCUUCGAGUCCGUCUACUCGAUGUGCGGCAGCGUCGGACCCAUCGAGGAAAUUUGCGACCUCGCUGAAAAGUAUGGUGCCAUCACCUUCCUCGAUGAAGUUCAUGCCGUCGGUAUGUACGGACCGCGUGGUGCCGGUGUCGCCGAGCACCUCGAUUUCGAGGCCAACAAGAACGGUGGCAAGAUCGGCAGUGCGAUGGAUAGGAUCGACAUUGUGCGUGUAGGAUCCACUGCUGUGUCCGCGCCCGUGUAAGGACGUCUUGGCUGAGUACACUCUGGUUUCAACGCGCACUGCAGGUCACUGGUACUUUGGGCAAGGCCUACGGUGUCGUUGGCGGCUACAUCGCCGCUAGCACCAAGCUUGUCGACAUGAUCAGGUCGUACGCGCCUGGUUUCAUCUUUGUACGUACUUUUGAUCGUCCCUGAUUGUCUACUGAAGAGGCACUGAUCAGGAGCUUAUGGUACAUUCGCAGACGACGUCGCUCCCUCCCGCCAACAUGGCCGGUGCCCGUGCCGCGAUCGCCUACCAAAAGGAGCACAUCGGUGACCGCCAACAACAACAACGCAACGUCGCGACGGUGAAAUCCAAGCUCACCGCGAUCGGCAUUCCCGUGAUUCCGAACCCUUCGCACAUCGUCCCCUUGUUGGUCGGUAACGCCGAACAAGCCAAAGCAGCUAGCGACCUGCUUUUGAGAAAACACAAACUCUACGUCCAGAGCAUCAACUUCCCCACCGUCGCCAUCGGUAGCGAACGUCUGCGCAUCACCCCUAGUCCUUUGCACACGCCUGAUCAGCUCGACGAACUCGUCAAUGCGCUUAAUGAGGUGUGGAACGAGUUAGGCUUGAAGCGUUCGGCGGACCUUCUAGGUCGAAAGGAGUUGGAAGGUCGUCCGGCCAACUUGUGGACGGCUGAACAACUCGGUCAAUCAGCUGGUGAGUUGAUGCAGGUUAUUUAUACAUUACCAAAGCUCCAUGGACUGAUGCUGGGGCCUGUUGACUACACAGUCGUGCCCGAACUCGACCCCACCGCCUUCGCUCGCGGUGCAGUCGUCUCGAUCGCCUCGGCGUUGUGA